CCACCAUCAUCAGUCAGGUAUGCAGUCUGCUCACCUUUGAAAGGCUUCCCAGCAGCCAAGCAAUUCUCCUAACCAAAGCGUCCCAUCUCAUCCUUUGCCUUUCCAUUAGCGAAAUGAGUUACCACCAGCCUCAGGGGGAGGCCUUGGCUUUUCAUCGUCUCUAGUCAUGAGGCUGAAAUCCAGGAGGGGCCAUCCCGAGGAACCCUGACAAGGGGAAGCCAAGUCCUAAGAGAAAUAGCUUGCAGACAGAGCUCAUCUUAGUAGGGUAGGAACUUUCCCUGGCCACUGGAAAUCAGGCUUGAUCUCAGCCGCUCUGUGUUUUUCCUUGGUAGAAGACCCAGGUAGCUAAGCCCUCCAGUCUGAACAGAGAGCAGCCGUGACUCCCAGGACCCAAAGGCAAGGAGACUGCUUCAAUCCACGGAAGCCAUGACGAAGACAACCACUUGCGUAUACCACUUCCUUGUUUUGAACUGGUACAUUUUCCUCAAUUAUUACAUCCCACAUAUUGGAAAGGAUGAAGAGAAGUUAAAGGAAUUCCAUGAUGGUGGACGUUCAAAGUACUUGACACUCCUUAAUCUGCUCUUGCAGGCCGUUUUCUUUGGGGUCGCCUGCCUGGAUGAUGUGCUGAAAAGAAUCGUAGGAAGGAAAGAUAUCAAGUUCAUCACAUCCUUCAGAGAUCUACUUUUCACCACACUGGCUUUUCCUAUCUCCACGUUUGUAUUCCUGGUGUUCUGGACCCUCUUUCACUAUGAUCGAAGUCUCGUUUACCCUGAGGGCCUGGAUGAUUUCUUUCCAGCAUGGGUUAAUCAUGCAAUGGAUCAUUUAUUUCCAGAUGAUUGGAGGCUAUUCAACCCCCUCAGUGUCUUAUUAUGGAAAAUUUCCAGCAUAACGAUGAAGGGACUCCACAGUGAACUGUUGGUUCUGCACUUGCUGCAUACCUCCAUAUUGCCCUUCUCGCUGGUUGAAGCCAUUCUCAGACCACACCACUAUCCAUCGAAGAAGCUAGGACUCGCCUUGUUGGGUACUUGUAACAUUGCCUACAUUAUCAGGAUCCUGUGGCGCUACUCUCAGACCGGAAACUGGGUGUACCCUGUGUUUGCCUACCUCAGCCCACUGGGUAUUAUCAUCUUCUUCUCAGCUGCUUACAUCCUGAAUGCCGGCAUCUACCUUCUUGGAGAGAAGAUCAAUCACUGGAAGUGGGGUGCCACAGUGAAGCCAUGGAUGAAGAAGAAAUGACUGCACACUAUUUUCCAAGAGCCAUGGAAGAAGAAACCUAAGAACUGGUCAUCUUUCUAUUAUUCUCAUUAUCAUUAUUUCUUUUGAGAUCAGUGGUAGAAUAGCAUGGGGAGAUAGAAAGGACAGAGAAUGAUGCAUACAUUUAAUAAAGGGUAUGAAGGGA
Messenger RNA from Peromyscus leucopus (white-footed mouse), 1399 nucleotides. RefSeq names its product androgen dependent TFPI regulating protein (gene Adtrp). Bases 427 to 1236 code for a protein of 269 amino acids. The transcript is spliced from 9 exons. Lineage: Eukaryota; Metazoa; Chordata; Mammalia; Rodentia; Cricetidae. Gene Ontology annotation, cellular component: membrane; endomembrane system. The record is from RefSeq and is a predicted model, not a curated record.